Messenger RNA from Gymnodraco acuticeps, 1466 nucleotides. RefSeq names its product serine dehydratase-like (gene sdsl). Gene Ontology annotation, molecular function: pyridoxal phosphate binding; threonine deaminase activity; L-serine ammonia-lyase activity. The transcript has 9 exons. NCBI's taxonomy places the organism in Eukaryota, Metazoa, Chordata, Actinopteri, Perciformes, Bathydraconidae. Gene Ontology annotation, biological process: L-threonine catabolic process; L-serine catabolic process. The coding region runs from base 50 to 1012 and encodes 320 amino acids. The record is from RefSeq and is a predicted model, not a curated record.
ACAGAGGUUUUCUUCACACUUUAGCAUUUCAGUUCAAAGGCUCAGCGCCAUGGCGAGGCCUUUCCACCUGAACACCCCCCUGCUGGAGAGCGUCAGCAUGACCCAGCGUGUGGGGACCCCCGUGUUCCUGAAGAUGGAGAACUCUCAGCCCUCGGGCUCCUUCAAGAUCAGAGGCAUCGGCCACCUCUGCCAGCAGCUGGCCACAGACUCUAAAGGAGUUGUCUGCUCUUCAGGUGGAAAUGCUGGGAUGGCAGCAGCGUACGUAGCCAGGAAGAUGGGUGUCCCGGCCACCAUCGUGGUCCCCUCCUCCACCCCUCAGCUGGUGGUGCAGAGGCUCAGAGACCAGGGGGCCACGGUCAACAUCACAGGAAAGGUUUGGGAUGAUGCCAAUACAGAGGCUCUGAGACUGGCAGAGACUGAAGGACUCACCUAUGUUCCUCCAUUCGAUCACCCCCUGCUCUGGCAGGGCCACAGCAGUGUGAUCUCUGAGGUGGCAGCCUCUCUGGAGGAGAAGCCUGGAGCAGUGCUGCUGUCUGUGGGCGGGGGGGGGCUCCUCUGCGGAGUCAUCCAGGGCCUGAAGGACGUGGGCUGGACAGAUGUAUCCGUCAUCGCUAUGGAGACGGUGGGCGCCGACUGUUUCAACGCUGCGGUUAAAGCGGGGAGGUUGGUCACGCUGGAUGACAUCACUAGCGAGGCCAAGUGUCUCGGAGCGAAGACGGUUUGCAGGAAGGCGUUUGAGUUCAGUCAGAGUGGCGAGAUCUCCAUCAUCUCUGAGCUGGUGACGGACCAGCAGGCUCUGAGCGCCGUGGAGACGUUCCUGGAUGAGGAGCGUGUGUUGGUGGAGAUGGCGUGUGGAGCAGCACUGGCAGCCGUCUACAGCGGACUCGUACACAGAUUACAGGAUGAAGGCCGGCUGCCGGCCCCCCUCGGCCCCCUUCUGGUGAUCGUGUGCGGGGGCAGCAGCGUGGACAUGGAGCAACUGAGCCAUCUUAAACACAAACUGCACACUUAAAGUACUGUGUGUGUGAGCAAGUGUGAGUGUGUGGGGGUGCAUAGCAACACGUGUCUAUGUGACCGGCCAUUGUUGGGCCACAACUGCUAAAAAAGUAGCAUCAGUUCAGUGAAUGAUGUCUGGACGGAUGAAUCAGAGCUAAAUGAUUUCUGGGAAUAAGAACAAUUACAAGAGCUAUAAUAUCUGAUCUAAAAGCAAAUGUGUGUGUGGAGUAGCAGAAAAUAUAAAAAAUGCAAUAGUUUCUUAGAAAACCCAAAUGUCUUCAGUUCUGAAUUAUUGAGUGAGUCAUUGAAUAUGAUGUAACCUCAAUCAGGCUCUCAUCUCUCUGAGCUGUCAGAACACAAUGACUGGUUUGUCCACAUGGUGGCGUCACAGAGUCACUUCCCAGAAACACACCGGCCGUCCACAGCCUGAUACAGAAACUUCAUGGGGAAAAACUUUAAAAUGUAUUUUU